AUGAGUAGCGAAUCGAACGAAACCGAAUUCGAAUGCGGCGAAUACGAAUCCGAAAUAUUCGAUAUAAAUGAAUUUACAAAACCUGAACCUGACGAAGAUGUUAAUUUGACUUUCGUUAACGGUGCCUGGUAUAGGGGUCGAGUUUCGAGAAGGUUAAUGGAAGGAGAAGGAACUUAUUUUUGGAACGACGGAACCGUCUUCGCGGGUGAUUUUAUCGGUGGUUGCGCGACGGGAAAAGGAAGAUUUGAUUUUUCCAAUCAAAACACUUACGAGGGUGGUGUUUAUAAAGCGUACAGGCACGGAGAAGGGAUUUACUGUUUGUACAAUUCUCCAGUCGUGUACACGGGUCACUGGUGGCUCGGUAAAAGACACGGCGAGGGUUUGAUCGUUUACAAAGAUCCAUCGAAAGAACAGGAUUUUUACAGGGGGCAAUGGGAAAAUGGAAUGAAAGAAGGUUUCGGGUACAGACAAUAUCCAUCCGGUUCGAAAUAUAUAGGUUACUGGAGCCGAGAUAAAAGAAACGGAAACGGUGUCAUGAUUUGGAACAAUAACGACAUAUAUCGCGGAGAAUGGAAAAACGAUUUGAUGAACGGUUACGGCGAAUACACUUGGAACGGAUUCAUAAAUAAAACUUUAUCAUAUCCGGCAACGAACACUUAUCGUGGUUAUUGGAUCGACGGAAAAAGAAACGGAAAUGGAAUUUUAGAAACGAUACAAGGGGUUCUCAUCGAUACGAUUUGGAAAGAUGAUUUAAAAUGGGGAUCCGGUACCGUCGUGUGCGUCAACAACAAAGUCGUCACGGCUAAAAAUCUUUUUUACAACGACAAACAAGGUUUGUUAAAUUCAAACGAUGAUGAUUUAUUAGGUUUGGAUGUUAAAAAUCGUACGCUCGGUAGAAGAUUUAAGAGUAAGGAAAACGAGGCUUUGGCAAAUUAUUUGACGGUUUCAAGAACGUCAAAAGUUAUCACCAUUCCGGCGCAUUCAUCGAUAAAAUCGUUAGAUUUAACAAUGCAUUUAACAAGAUAUAAAACUCACGUGGAAAAAUUUUUCGAAAAGGAUUUAAAUCCAUAUCCGAAACUCCCCAUAAAAUCCGGAGAUUUCGACGACGUCGAGUCUUUUCAUUGCAUGGAAGAAAUUUUCCUAUCGGAUCUUGCACUAACGCAAGAAGAAAAAUAUUUAAGAAAUGCAAUCACGUGUAGCGUAUCCGAAUUGAAAAAUUGUUAUAACCUUUACGCGACUUUGGCAUGCGAACAAAUCCCAUCGUUUAAAUGCGUUCUCCUAAGACUUUUCCUAUGGCAAUUCCUCAUUGAUUGCGAAAUACCAAAUAAUUAUCAAUCCCUCGUUGAUAUGGAUGAAAAAUUAGAAAAGUUACCCAAUUACAUGAUGUCUGGAAAAAAUGCAAUGACCGUUGCCGGCGAAUUAAAAUACAUUCCGAGUCCUUUGCCAUUUAAUUUUCCGGAAGUAUUAAAUUGCGAAGAAAUCAAUACGGAAAAACCCGAAUGCGAAAUUUUACAUUUUAAUAAAUUAAAUGCUAAAAAUAUAUUAGAAUGCCUGACAAAAGUUUGUCCGGGAUUCGAAUCCGACGGAAUCAUCAUAAACAUGAAUCACAGAGUAUGUUAA
Molecule: messenger RNA, 1620 nt
Organism: Pediculus humanus corporis (human body louse)
Lineage: Eukaryota; Metazoa; Arthropoda; Insecta; Psocodea; Pediculidae
Exons: 8
Coding region: 1-1620 (539 amino acids)
Source: RefSeq, a predicted model, not a curated record